This is a messenger RNA of Zingiber officinale, 1724 nucleotides long. Its product is annotated as palmitoyl-acyl carrier protein thioesterase, chloroplastic-like. The record is from RefSeq and is a predicted model, not a curated record. Gene Ontology annotation, biological process: fatty acid biosynthetic process. NCBI's taxonomy places the organism in Eukaryota, Viridiplantae, Streptophyta, Magnoliopsida, Zingiberales, Zingiberaceae. The transcript is spliced from 7 exons. Gene Ontology annotation, molecular function: fatty acyl-[ACP] hydrolase activity; acyl carrier activity. The coding region runs from base 297 to 1526 and encodes 409 amino acids.
GCCCUUACGCAUCGGCAAAAACCGCUGUUUUCGGGAUUUGGAAAAAGGGUAAAGGAAGGCUCUUGGUUGUUUUUUUUCCUCCUCUUCGUCGGCUCUCCGUUGGAAAUUGGACAGAUCGAGAAGAAAAGGUCACCAGGAAAGGUCGAAGGGAUCGGCGAGGAGAGCAGGCGGUGGUUCGUUUGGGAAGAGAAAGCCGGCCGACUGUCUCCUUGCUUCUCCAAGGGUCGCGUUCAACCGGAGCUCUGUUCUUCAGUUUGGGUUAAGCAGGAGAAGUGCUUCAACUUUUAGCUUUCAUCAUGGUUGCGUCUGUGGCUGCUUCUGCUUUCUUUCCAGCCCCCUCGUCCUCGUCUAUAGCGUCAUGUAAAGCAUCAAGGUCCAUUAAUGAAUCUCCUGAAAGUUUGAGCGUCCGAGGCAUUGUAGCCAAGCCUGCCUCGUCAUCUGGAGCUGUGCAGGUUAAGGCCCAUGCCCAAGCACCUCCUAAGGUCAAUGGGACAAAAGUCAGCCUGAAAGUUGAAUCCCAGAUCAAUGAAGAAGCACCCUCAGCUCCAAGGACAUUCUACAACCAGUUGCCAGACUGGAGUUUUCUUUUUGCUGCCGUAACUACUAUCUUUUUGGCUGCAGAGAAACAAUUUACACUUGUUGACUGGAAGCCCAAGCGGCCUGACAUGCUUGCAGAUGCAUUUGGUCUCGGGAAGAUCAUGCAGGAUGGUAUGGUGUUCAGACAGAAUUUCUCCAUUCGGUCAUAUGAAAUAGGAGCAGAUCGAACAGCUUCUAUAGAGACCUUGAUGAACCAUCUACAGGAAACUGCUCUGAACCAUGUAAGAAGUGCUGGGUUAAUGGGUGCUGGCUUUGGUUCAACCCCUGAAAUGACUAAGAGAAAUUUGAUUUGGGUUGUUACCAAGAUGCAGGUCCUUGUAGAACAAUAUCCUUCCUGGGAAGAUGUUGUUCAAGUAGAUACAUGGGUCGCUCCAUCUGGGAAAAAUGGUAUGCGCCGUGAUUGGCAUGUUCGUGACUAUCGAACUGGCCAAACUGUUCUGAGAGCGACUAGUGUGUGGGUAAUGAUCAACAAACAGACUAGGAGACUGUCAAAAAUUCCAGAUGAAGUCCGUGCAGAAAUAGGAUCCUAUUUUAUGGACCAUGAUCCUAUAAUAGAUGAUGAUGGCAGAAAACUUUCAAAGCUUGGAGAUGAUAAUGCAGAUUAUGUUCGAACAGGGCUAAAUCCUCGAUGGGGUGAUUUGGAUGUCAAUCAACAUGUUAACAAUGUUAAAUACAUUGGUUGGAUCCUUGAGAGCGCGCCAAUUUCAAUCCUGGAGAGCCAUGAGCUUGCUGGCAUAACGAUGGAGUAUAGGAGGGAGUGCGGGAAGGACAGCGUGCUGCAAUCGCUGGCCGCCAUCUCCAGCGACAGCUGUGACCAUGGAUCGCUGGACACUGGGUUCGAUUGUCAGCAUCUUCUACGGCUAGAGAGCGGGGCAGAGAUUUUGAGGGCGCGGACGGAGUGGAGGCCCAAGCGUGCCCAUGUUCCGUGAUAUGCAACAUGGGAUUGCUCAACAUACUGCUCUACUUUACAGCCAGUUUUUGACACAACUUUCUUUGACAUCUUGCUCGUGAAAUGCAAAUAUCCUAAUGUCGUAGUGUAAACCAGAAGGCGACGACGACGCUGUUACUCUACUUGUAUUAUUUGUUUUGUUUGUUGAUUUUUCUAUUGAUUUGCGUUUACCAUUUUA